AUGCCUGUGACAGUCGAGGAUUUAGACCGGGCCAUUCGAGCUGCAUUCCCUGUGUCCCAUCUCGACAUUGAGGAUCAAUCAAGUGGAUGUGGAUCCAGCUAUGCAAUUCUCCUGGUUAGUGAGGUCUUUGAGGGCAAGAGUACUCUUGCGAGGCAUAGAUUAAUCAACCAGGCACUGAAGCAAGAAAUAUCACAGCUGCACGCGUUUUCUCAGAAAUCUUUUACCCCGGCGCAAUACGCUGCGCAUCUGGCGAAAAGUGGUUGA
Suillus paluster is the source of this 264-nucleotide messenger RNA. Its product is annotated as bola protein. Gene Ontology annotation, biological process: intracellular iron ion homeostasis. NCBI's taxonomy places the organism in Eukaryota, Fungi, Basidiomycota, Agaricomycetes, Boletales, Suillaceae. Gene Ontology annotation, cellular component: cytosol; nucleus. The record is from RefSeq and is a predicted model, not a curated record. Gene Ontology annotation, molecular function: 2 iron, 2 sulfur cluster binding. The transcript is spliced from 4 exons. Bases 1 to 264 code for a protein of 87 amino acids.